Megalobrama amblycephala (Wuchang bream) is the source of this 9737-nucleotide messenger RNA. It is a transcript of the gene nbeal2, whose product is annotated as neurobeachin-like 2. Gene Ontology annotation, cellular component: membrane; cytosol. Gene Ontology annotation, molecular function: protein kinase binding. The record is from RefSeq and is a predicted model, not a curated record. NCBI's taxonomy places the organism in Eukaryota, Metazoa, Chordata, Actinopteri, Cypriniformes, Xenocyprididae. Gene Ontology annotation, biological process: intracellular protein localization.
CGGUUUGCUCUCUACUGCCACUGUAAUGCUCGAGAGGAGGGCAGUGUGAACCGGGUUCUGCGUGCACAGACAAGUGCGUUUAACUCCCCUAGAAUUCCUCCAGCAGAGAUGCACGCUUAUCCAGCGCCUAUUCGGCGACAUUUCUCAAAUGUUGCUCUCUACAUUCUCUAGUUUCUUAGCUCGGAAUUGUCAUUUUGACCCACCCUCCAUCUAAAAGACAUGCAACUUUGGGAGAGCUUGGCAACCAGGUAGUGGACAGCUGUACAGCAGCAGCAUGCUGUUUCUAGCAAACAACAUUCCCUGGAUCUUCGCUGAGUCAAUCCAUGGAUACUUCGUUUGUGGAUGUAUAUUCAGAUGGUCUGAUUGACGCCUGAGUGGAGGGAAUACGCAGAAAGGCGAAGGAGAAUGGCUUCGAAAGAGCGACUGUACGAGCUGUGGAUGUUAUAUUACACUAAGAAAGAUGUCGUUUACCUGCAGCAGUGGUUGGAGGCAUUCGUGGCGUCUUUUGAGAAGGUCAUUGAUGUGCAGUCGACGGAGCCUCGCCGGCUGGAGGAAUGGAGCGCAGAUGUUCCCCUCCUCCCCAAGGAGGUACUGGUGUUCCUCAGCACCCAGCUGUGGCACAGCGCCCUCCACAUGUCAGGGCAGGAACAGAGCAGCACUGCUCCACACCCACUGCUCCUCAUCAAGUUCUUCAUCAUCAUCUGCAGGAAUAUGGAGAAUAUAGACUCUGAAAAGACCCCUGGGUUUGUGUUUGAGACAAUCAAGCUCCUAAACUUCUGUUUGACUCAGCUGAAGAAGCGGCCAGAUGAUAGCAGUUUACAGUCGGUGGUACAACAUGGCCUGCUGCUGUGCGAAAACCUCUUUGACCCUUAUCAGACGUGGAGGAGACGGCAGGCAGGGGAGGAGGUCAGUAUGCUGGAGAGAAGCAAGUAUAAAUUCUCCCCUCUUGUUCUACCAGAGGAGCUUCCUUUGCUCUUCCACGACUACCUACAAGACAUUGAACUAAUCCCGGAACCCCUCGUGGUGAGGCUGGUGCACCUACAGGGAGCCAUAAUCAGUGGAUGCAAGAGGAACGGCCUUCUCUCCAUCACCCCCCAGGCUGUGAAGGACCUCAUGUCCGUGCUGCGUUCCUGGUGCCUGUGUCCUGCCUCAUCCCCGCAAGAACCCAGGGAUCCUCAGCUGCUCAGAAUGACCCUGCGGUGCCUGACCGCAAUGAUCCACCUUUUGCACUCCAGCAGCCCGAAUGACAGGCAGGUGGAGAUCCGGACCGUACUGGACAGUUACUUCCAGCUGCUCAACUGGAACCGGCCACCGGAGAGCCAGCAGGAAGAUAUCCUGGCUUGGGAGGAUAACCUCAUUACCCUUCUCGAACAUAUGCUGAAUGCUAUACCAGAGAUCCUGCAGUGUUCAGACCGGCCGGUGUUGCAGGCCAUCUUUCUCAAUAACAACUGUUUUGAGCACAUCCUCCGCCUGAUCCAGAACAGCAAGCUCUAUCAGAGUAACAGGUUUAUGGUGGAGUGUGAGGGCCAAUGUGACCUCACUACACGUUUGCUCACAGAGGCUGAAGUGGAGCAGGUCUGGGAAAAGGGCUCUGACUGCAUCACAGUACACGCCAUUCGAGUCCUCACUGCCAUUAUGAGCAACUCGCCGUCUGCCAAGGAGGUCUUCAAGGAACGGAUUGGCUACUCACAGCUGUUCGAUGUGUUGAAAAGUCAAGGACAGCCCACCAAAAGACUCCUGCAGGAGCUGAUGAACAUGGCUGUUGAAGGAGAGUAUUCCCAGGCCAUGCAGUUAGGCAUCAGUAACGAACAGCCUUUGCUCCUGCUGCUACAGUGGUUGCCUGAUCUGGGCUCUCGCUCUCUGCAGCUGCUGGUGUCCCAGUGGCUGGCGGCCGUGUGUCGAGGAACUCUGUCCUGCCGUACUGUAGCCGUCGAAGCGGGCUUAGUGGGCGCUGUGCUGGAGGUGCUUUCUGAACCCCCGGAGCGGCUUGACCGGCAGUGCGCGGACGCCCUCCUGGGCUUGUUUCAAGACUUGGGAUCUCUUUCUUUACGGCCCUGUGAACUGAAGAGUCUGCUGAAGCUCUUGCGGACUGAGCCCAGGGCUUCCCCUCACCCAUACUGCGGGCGCGUUGUAAGGGUGCUUUCCGCCAUGGCGGCACGUGGGGAGGGCGGGUGCAGCGCCUUGCAGUAUUUUGACCUUACGCCCCCUAUGGCGGGUAUUAUGGUGCCAGCUAUACAACGCUGGCCAGGGAGUGCGUUUGCUUUCCACGCCUGGCUGUGCCUCAACACGGACUUUCCUCCACCCCAGCACCACUACUCCGAAUCCCACCUGACACACCCGGAUAAUACAGUUCGCAUGGCUAUGGGACCACGCAGGAAACAGCUUUACAGUUUCUUCACAGCAAGCGGAACUGGCUUUGAAGCUUUUUUCACCACAGAAGAAGUUUUGGUUGUUGCAGUAUGUACUAAAAAGGAGUACAUGGCAGUUUCCUUGCCAGAACACCCAUUCAAUGACUGUGCCUGGCACUCAGUAGCCAUAGUUCACGUUCCUGGCCGUCGACCUUUUGGACAGAAUGUGGUCACUGUUUAUGUGGAUGGAGUGCCGUGUAAAACAGCACCCCUGCGCUUUCCUUCUCUGAAUGAGCCUUUCACUUCCUGCUGCAUUGGAUCAGCUGGUCACCGGACCACUACCACUAUGACUACCUCUCCAACCCUGACCAACCCAUCCCACUCGCCCUCCGAGAUGGCAUUUGCAGCUCAUACUGGGCCACCCACCCUUGCACGCUCCCAGUCCUUCCCAGCAUCCUUUGCAGCAGCCACAGGGGGGAGGCCAGGUGUGAGUCGUGACAGUCCGGUCCACACCAUCCCAGCAGGGCUACAGGACACCGCAUGGGGUUCUCCUACAUCACUGGGUGGCCUUUUAGCCACGGCGUUCAUCUGCCAUGAAGCUCUGCAGCCUGCUCAGGCACGAGCCUUGUUCAUUGCCGGUCCCAAUAAUGUAUCUCUUUUCAAAGCUGAUGGUGAGCCGUCAGAAGUCAACAGUAAGCUAGUGCUAUACUAUACCCCACAGGCCUUUAAGAGUCAGAUCUGCUUGGAUCUAUCCCCCAAUCAUCUGUACGAUGGCAGGUUGACUGGUCACAGAGUGGUGAACUGGGACGUCAAAGAUGUGCUGAGCUCAGUAGGUGGGAUGGGGGCUCUCCUGCCCCUGUUGGAGCAGGUAUGUUCACUGGAUCAGGGCGAGACAGUAGGUCAGGAGACUUCAGAUCUUCUCGGGCCAGAGCUCACGUCCUCCAGGGGUCCUGCCGGCAUGCUGCUGCCACUAGGGAAGUCAUCUGAGGGCCGUUUAGAGAAGAACAGUGUGGCAGCGUUUUUACUGAUGAUUAAGAACAUGUUGCGCAACCACCCAGCCAAUCAGGAGAGUCUGCUCCAGUGUCACGGGCCGCCCAUCAUCGGAUCCAUGCUCGGCAAGGUCUCUAGCAGUAUGAUGGACAUGAGCGUUUUGAUGGCCUGUCAGUUCCUGCUCAAGCAGGUGUCCAGCGAGGGCAACAAUGCCCUCCUAUCACAACUGUACCAGUACUUGCUCUUUGACUUCAGGAUCUGGAGCCACAGCCACUUUGCUGUCUGUCUGGGUCAUGUGCAGUACCUAACCACUGUCAUCAAUGAAGGCAAGCUAAAGACUCGCAAGAGGUACGGUGUUCAAUACAUCCUGGACUCAAUUCGGACACACUACAGUGCGGAGAAGGAUGGCAGUCCUCUGUCUGAAGAGAGACAGACGGUGCAAAUCUCGCUUUUCGCUCUGCUGAAAGACCUUCUGAAAUCUCCCACUGCUGAGGAGCUGCAGAGUGUACUAGCCUAUGCUGCUAUAGUGCAGGACGAGCAACAGGUGAUCAGCAUUCUGGAUGUGUUACACACUGUUUUGAGGAGUUCUCCUCAUCCACGUGAGCAGGCUGUGACGGUUCUUCUGGAGCGAGGGGUGGAGCAGCUCUACUGUCUGCUGCUCAAACACAACUUUGGAGACGAGGCUCGUGAGAGAUUAUUCCGGGUCAUGUAUAAAGUCCUGAAGAGUGAGCGUGUACCUGAGCGCAAUAAACUGCGCAUCAAACUUAAGGAUUCCAGUUACCUUGGGCUGGUCUGCUCCUUUGGAGACAUUCCCAUCACCAUGGCAACUGUGCGCUGUCUGUAUGAGCAGGUGCUCGCCACAGAUCCCACUCCUAAUUUUAGAGACCUGUUGGCAGUGGCAUAUCUGUCCCAUCGUGCCGACCUCAGUGUACGACUAGAUAUUUGUCGAAAGCUCUUCCACUUGAUCUACUCCAAUGAAGAGUAUGUAAAGCAGCUCGCUCGUCAGUCAGGCUGGCAGGAUGUUCUCACCAAACUCUACGUCAAAGAAUCUUACGAGUCUCGUGUUCUCAGCCAAUCCAAUUCUUUAUCCAGCCCCACCACUGCACUGGACCCCGUUCUUUCCAGAACCGUCUUCCGUCGGGAGGACAGCGUAAUGGAGGACGCUCGGCAGAACGUCUACAUCUCCCUCAAUACCCGCCAUGAAGAGGAGUUUGAGGAGGAAGAAGCUCAGGAUGUGUCAGAGGGCUACUCUGACCUCUCCCAGUCUCCCCCGUCAUCCGAACAACUCAAGAACGGUUCCCUCCACUUUAAGCCAUUUGACUCUGGAGAACAAAGCAGUCAUUCAUCCUCCCUGUCCAACACUGUGGAUAUUCCAGCAUCGUCCCGCCUGCUAGAGGAAGAUGAAAGUGUGUAUCAGCCGCAAUCGCCCUUCAACUUACCCUUUGAGAUGGAACUAAGCCUCCAAAAAGGACCCCAGACCCCUGUGGGUAGUCAACCAGAGACUCCCUCUCCUCUGGAGCACAGUAAGACCUUCCCAGGCAUGAGACCACGCAAGAGCUCCAGUCUGUCCAACGUUCUGGAUGACACAAGCUAUAGCACGGAACCGCCCACAGACACCAUCUCCAACACAUCCAACCCACAGGCUCCAGAGGAGGAGUUGUGUAAUUUGCUGACGAACAUCGUAUUCUCUGUGCUGUGGAGUGGCACUGAGGGGUCUGAGGAUGUGAUAUGGAGAGAAAGGGGUCAGGUGUUCUCUGUCCUUACCAAGCUUGGUUCGUCAUGCCAACUGGUGCGGCCACCUGACGACAUCAAACGCAGUCUGUUGGAGAUGAUGCUGGAGUCGUCUCUGUCAGAUCUGAGGGACUCUCAGGGUGUGUCUCUGCACCAUGUGCCUUCUUUGCUUCGCCUCCUCAGACUGCUCCAGGACUUCCUAUUUGCCGAGGGCACUGACAAUCAAACACUAUGGAGUGAGAAGAUCUUUGAAGGUGUGGUGAAUCUGCUGGACAGGCUUCAGGCGUGGCACACGACCCCCGGGUCAGCGGGGUCUGCUGAGCUCAAGGAGAUGUCUCUGAUUGGCCUGCGUAUCAUCACUGGAUAUAUUCAGCAGCAGCAGAACCCACAGGUGUGUGAGAUGGCAUGUUUAAAGCUCCAUAGCCUGCUGCAAACUGUGUUAUGUCUGUCCUGGGAGGAGGUGUGUUUUCUGCUGGGUCGUCUUGGUGCACCACUUUGGCCAGCAAACUCUGGUUCAGACCCGGGCGCCGAGGCUUUGCUGAGCCCGCUGGUGCCCAUCGUCCGAACGCUUUUGGACCAGCAUGCGGAUCGCACCACCCUUCAGAAUAUGCUCCCCAACCUCCCCGCCACCAACGGCAGCCCCUCCUUCGCCCAGGACCUCCAGAACUACUGCAGCACUGCUGAGUGGCAGCAGUUCUUCCAGAACCACGUGGAGCCCACAAUGCAGCAGUAUGAGCUAGACACUUUUGGAAAGAGUCACGACCUGAUGUCCAACUUUUGGAAUUCGUGCUUUGAUGACCUCAUGAGCUCUGCGCAGAGAAGAGACAAGGACCGUUCUGACUGCAAAGCCAAGUUUCAGGAGCUCAUCAUUGACCCGUUAAAACGAGUGCGCACAGAGAACAGCCGCUACCACACUGUGCAGAAGAUGAUUAACGGCCAGCAGGCGGUGGUGGUGAGGCACUGGAAAUCACUGCGUAGAUUACUGAGCAGUGAGAGAGGAGCAUGGGCACUCAGGGUUCAGCCAGAGGUGAAAUGGAAACUGUCGAGUGCAGAGACCUACUCUAAGAUGCGUCUGAAGCUGGUGCCCAACUACAACUUUGACUCCCAUAGUGAUGCCAGUGCACUGAGAGAUAACAUGGGAGCCGAUAGCCCUCGCAGCUCGACCGAGCCCAUCCCUCUUGCUGUUGCCAAGGAAGCCAAAGUUAGUGACAUGGAGGAUGACAAACUAGAAGAUGAGGAAAUUGUCUUCCUUGAUGAGGCGGAAGAGGGCGAGGAGGAGAGCCAGAAAGAAAAGCUGGUGCUCUCAGAGGAGUGUGAGCUCAUCACUAUUGUUGCCGUGGUACCAGGUCGUCUGGAGGUCACAACACACCACCUGUACUUCUACGAUGGCAGCAGUGAGAAAGAGGAGACAGAGGAAGGUAUUGGGUUUGAUUUCAAGAGGCCGUUGUCACAGCUAAGGGAGGUCCACCUGAGGCGAUACAACCUGCGGAGAUCAGCACUAGAGCUGUUCUUCAUUGACCAGGCACACUACUUCAUCAACUUCAGGAAGGGGGUGCGAAACAAAGUCUACUCCAGGAUCUUGGGACUCAGACCGCCCAAUCUGUUCUACUUUGGUUCUCGAUCUCCUCAGGAGCUCCUGAAAGCCUCCAACCUGACUCACAGAUGGGUUUGCAGAGAGAUCUCCAAUUUUGAAUAUUUGAUGCAGCUCAACACCAUUGCUGGUCGCACAUACAAUGAUUUAUCCCAGUAUCCAGUGUUCCCCUGGGUGUUGUGUGACUACACGUCUGCUGAAUUGGAUCUGGAAGACCCAGCAGUUUUCAGAGAUCUGUCCAAACCCAUUGGUGUUGUCAACUCUCGCCAUGCACAGAACGUCAGGGAGAAGUAUGAGAGUUUUGAGGACCCAACAGGCACUAUCGAUAAGUUCCAUUAUGGCACACACUACUCUAAUGCUGCCGGUGUCAUGCACUACAUGAUCCGCACAGAGCCCUUCACCUCAUUACAUAUACAGCUCCAGAGCGGCAAGUUUGAUUGUGCCGAUAGGCAGUUUCAUUCAGUAGCAGCAGCGUGGCAGGCGCGAAUGGAGAGUCCAGCUGACGUGAAGGAGCUCAUCCCAGAGUUCUUCUACUUCCCAGAGUUCCUGCAGAACAUGAACGGUUUUGAUCUGGGCUGCUUGCAAAUGAAUCAGGAGAUGGUCAAUGACGUGUUGCUUCCCCCCUGGGCGUCUUCGCGUGAAGACUUCAUCAGGAAACACCGAAAAGCCUUGGAGAGUGAGCAUGUGUCUGCUCACCUGCACGAGUGGAUAGAUCUCAUAUUCGGGUGUAAGCAGCGAGGACCUGAAGCAGUGGAGGCUCUUAAUGUCUUCUACUACUGCACUUAUGAGGGUGCCGUGGAUCUGGACGCCAUAGCUAAUGAGACCGAGCGCAAGGCCCUGGAAGGCAUCAUCAGCAACUUUGGCCAAACGCCCUGUCAGCUUCUCAAGGAGCCUCAUCCUCCCCGUAUGUCAGCAGAGAACGCAUUUAGGCGGCAGGCCCGCCUGGACAUUUUACCCCCUAACCUGUUUGAUCAGCUCAGUAAACUCCGAUCUUUUAAGGAGGUGGUGAGUGAUGGUCUGCCGUUAGUGCAAGCCGUGGUGCCCAGAAACCAAACCCGCUCUUUUAUCAUCCCAGGUUCUGACAUACUGGUGACAGUGAGUGCUAAUGGAAUGAUAGGCACUCAUAGCUGGCUGCCCUAUGACAAGAACAUAGCUAAUUACUUCACCUUCACCAGAGACCCCUCUGUGAGCAACCCAAAGACCCAGCGGUUCCUCAGCGGGCCGUUCUCCCCAGGGGUGGAAAUCGGCUCCCAGGUGCUGGUGGUGUCCAGUGACGGGCGUCUGCUGUUCAGCGGGGGGCACUGGGACAGCAGCCUGCGGGUCACUAUGUUAGGCAAGGCCAAGCUGGUGGGCAGGAUCUGCCGUCACAUAGAUGUGGUCACAUGCCUGGCUUUGGAUCUCUGUGGUAUCUACCUCAUCUCUGGCUCACGGGACACCACCUGCAUGGUGUGGCAGGUCCUACAGCAGGGUGGUUUCUCUAGCGGUCUGUCUCCACGGCCCGUACAGGUGCUCUGUGGACAUGAUCAAGAGGUCACGUGCGUCGCCAUCAGCACUGAGUUGGAUAUGGCGCUCUCAGGGUCAAAGGAUGGCACAGUAAUCAUGCACAGUGUGCGUCGUGGACAGUACCUGCGGACCCUGAGACCACCGUGUGAGAGCUGCCUUCCUGCCCCUGUAGCACAGCUGGAGGUCGGCAUGGAGGGACACAUAGUGGCACAGACCGUUAUGGAGGGCCGCUCAGCCGGAAAGGAGAAAUAUGCACUGCAUGUGUAUUCUGUAAAUGGCUCUCUCUUAGCAUCUGAGACCUUGGAUGAAAAGAUUUCAGCUUUGCACCUGGUGCCUGACUACCUCAUUGUGGGCACACAACAGGGGAACCUUCACAUUCGAGACUUGUACAGCUUAAAUCUGGCUGUGGCUCCCUUGGCCCUGAAGGUCCCUGUGCGCUGUGUUUCUGUCACGAAAGAGAGCAGUCAUAUCCUGGUGGGCCUACAGGAUGGCAAACUCAUUGUGGUGGGAGCAGGAAAACCAGAAGAGGUGCGAUCGGGGCAGUUUUCCCGCCGACUGUGGGGCUCCACACGUAGAAUCUCCCAGGUGUCCUCAGGAGAGACCGAAUACAACCCCGUUGAACCUCCUGGUAAAUGAGCCCCACGUGCCUUCAGCAAAACCUUCGCCUCCACAAGAGACGAUAGCGUCACCGUUCCUUCAGAGCUCAUCUGGUUUCCUGCAGUCCCAAAACAGAGAGCUUGGGAACAAGAGAGCAUGAAGGGGACAUCCAAACAUGCACUUUUUUUUGUGAAAAGGGAACAUUCUUCUCAACAGUGCGAUGAUUUAUACUGCUUUUAACAAACACACAUUCCAAAGAUUUUUGGUCGGGCGAAUCAAGCGGUCGUCUGCAAGUUUUUAAGCAUCGACGGCUAAGACUGAACUUAAACUUUUUAAAAGCAGUAUGUUCUGUCCUGUGAAUCACAGACUGGGCCGGAGCCCGAGGCACUGAAGCUCAGCGUGAUGGACUUAGUCUCUGUCACUAAGUGACAAACCGUAAUCACCUGAGCUGUUUAAUAGUAUAGUAGAUCUUCCUAUGCUGAUUUUUGCUUUUGCUUCGCUGAUCACGGUCGGCACAGCAACACUGGUACUCCGUCUGACACUUGAAAACUUUCUUUUAUUGAGCAAUGUCGUCUAUGAAUUCAGAUUUUUCCAUGGGACAGGCACCAACAGAGACAUUUUAGCUCUGUGUAUGUAUGUGGGUGUGGGUGUUUGUAUUGCUUUGCACGGUUACUCGCAGAUGCUUUGUAUAACGCAAUAAUUAUGUGACGCCUAAAUUGGAACAAGAUCCUUUCACUCUUGUCUGUCGAUGUGAAGCACUUUGAGCCCUACUAAGUCUUGAGACUUGAUUCAGUACCUCUGGUGCCUUAAAACAGGUAAACAAUUUAAAUGUUCAUAAUUAUGAUUGAUUAUGACAUGAAAUAUAUUAAAGGGAUAGUUCACCCGAAAAUGAAAAUUUGUCAUCACUGAGUCACCCUCGCGUCAUUCCAAACAUGUAUGACUUUCUUUCUCCUGCGGAACGCAAAAAAAAAAAAUAA